ACAGAAACUAAAAAAAAUCUCAACAGAAUCUCAGCAGAGUCCAGCAGAGUCCAGCAGAGUCCAUCGGGUCUUUCCUCAACAAAUCUCAGAAUCUCUUCAAAGCGCCGAGUGUGGACAUGUCUGCUGCCAGCUGUCUGCUGACUGAACAUCAGCUUCUGUGCUCCAUCUGUCUGGAUGUGUUCACUGAUCCAGUCAGUGCACCAUGUGGACACAACUUCUGUAAAACCUGCAUCACCGACCACUGGAAUAGUGAUGUCCUGUGUCAGUGCCCCCACUGUAAAAAGGUUUUCAACACGAGGCCUGAGCUGCAGGUCAAUACUUUGAUCUGUGAGGUGGUCGCUCAGUGCAGACGGUCGGCUCGACAGAGAGCCGGCAGCUUCGGCUCAGAGCAGCCGGUGUCCAAACCAGGAGAAGUUCCCUGUGACGUCUGCACCGGAACCAAACCGAAGGCCCCGAAGUCCUGCCCGGUCUGCAUGGCCUCCUACUGUCAGACUCACCUGGAGCCUCACCUGACAAAGUCAGGCCUGAAGAGACAUCGGCUGAUCGACCCUGCGGAGGACCCGGAGGGCGGGAUGUGCAGGAAGCACGAUAAACUGCUGGAGCUGUUCUGUAAGAGCGACCAGACCUGCGUCUGCAUGCUCUGCGCUGUUUUAGACCACAAGAACCACGAUGUCGCUCCUCUGAAGGAAGAAUAUGAGGGAAAGAAGGCCGAGCUGAGGACGACGGACGCUGAAAUUCAGCUGAUGAUCCGGGAGAGGCGACUGAAGAUUGAAGAGAUCAGACGCUCGGUGGAGCUCAGUAAGAGAGACGCAGACAGAGAGGCAGCAGACGGUGUUCAGGUCUUCAGCGCUCUGGAGGAGUCUGUCGAAAGAAGCCAGGCCGAGUUCAUCGACACGAUCAAAGAGAAGCAGAGAAAGACAGAGAAACGGGCUGAAGGCUUCAUCGAAGAGCUGGAGCAGGAAAUCUCUGAGCUGAAGCAGAGGAGCACCAAGGUGGAGCAGCUCUCACAGUCUGAAGACCACCUCCUCCUCCUCCAAAGCUUCCCGUCCCUGAACGCCGCUCCACCCACCAAGGACUGGACAGAAGUCAGCGUCCGCCCGCCUUCAUAUGAGGGGACUGCGAGGAGAGCCGUGAACGAGCUGCAGGAGACGCUCAGUGAACAGACGAAGAAGCUGUCUGAGGUCCUUGAGCUGAAGAGGGUCCAGCGGUUUGCAGCAGAAGUGACGCUUGAUCCUGAUACAGCACAAAACAGACUCAUCCUGUCCGAUGACGGUAAACAAGUUUAUGACAGUGAUGUAAGGAAGAAUCUCCCCGACGGUCCACAGAGGUUUGAUUGCGCUUGCGUGUUAGCGAAGCAGAGUUUCUCUUCAGGAAGAUUUUACUACGAGGUUCAGGUCAAAGGGAAGACUGACUGGGAUUUAGGCGUCGCCAGAGAGUCGGCCAACAGGAAGGGACAAAUCUCACUGAGGCCUCAGAACGGUUACUGGAUGAUGUGGUUAAGGAAUAAAAAUGAGUACAAAGCUCUCGCUGGCCCUUCAGUCCGUCUCUCUCUGAAGUCUCAGCCUGAGAAGGUGGGGGUGUUUGUGGACUAUGAGGGGGGUCUGGUCUCCUUUUAUGACGUUGAUGCUGCAGCUCUUCUCUACUCCUUCACCGACUGCUGCUUCACUGGGAAACUCUGCCCAUACUUCAGUCCCUGUGUCAAUGAUAACGGUAAAAACUCUGCGCCUCUGAUCAUCUCUGCUGUCAAUCAAGCGGAGUAGAACAAGUCGAUUUUCUACGGAAAGAUUCGCCAUAAUUUAAUGUGAGAAAUUCAGAUUUAAUGGUGACGCACACUGUUUAUACAGGGUUGUUUUUUCAUAGUGUGAUCAAUACAUUUAAUCACUUUGCUCGGUCGAGUGUCUGACUGCCAAAAUUCAGACCUUUAG
Messenger RNA from Chelmon rostratus (copperband butterflyfish), 1925 nucleotides. Its product is annotated as E3 ubiquitin-protein ligase TRIM21-like. Gene Ontology annotation, molecular function: protein binding; zinc ion binding. The transcript has 2 exons. Lineage: Eukaryota; Metazoa; Chordata; Actinopteri; Chaetodontiformes; Chaetodontidae. Bases 117 to 1760 code for a protein of 547 amino acids. The record is from RefSeq and is a predicted model, not a curated record.